AUGUACUUAAUAAUGAAAACGGAAACAUUUGCAAAGUUAUUUUUUUUAAUAAGUUUCACUGGGUUAGUAAUGUACGCGAUUCUAGCAUUUUACACUUUCCACACGGCAUAUAAAACAGUGUCUGAUUUGGUACAAUACCAGGAGAAAAUCCAAGGAUUGCCGAAUCCGGAAAUAUUUUUCGGGAAAGAUAGAUAUGAUAAUGAUCUAAAGUAUAUUCUGAUUUGGACAGUAACCGAAAAUGCUGCUAAUCCUUUUGGGGAUGGCCAACUGCUAUUUAUAAGCAAUAGUUGUCCAUAUUACAACUGCUACAUCACUACAAAGAAGACUCUUUUGAAACGAGACUACAGAAAUUUCGAUGCUAUAAUCUUUGACGUAAAUAUUAUCAGAAACUUGAAAUACAAAGAAAUGCCUCGAGAGAGAAACAGUGUACAAAAAUACAUAUUUUACGGCAAAGAAUCAGCUGAUGAUAUGCCAAUGUGUAGUUUGUAUCUUGAUAAUUACUUUAAUUGGACUUGGUCCUACAAAUUAAAUUCAGAUAUCGUAAGUCCAUUCGUUGAAGUUAGAGAUUUAAAAGGUAAUGUUGUUGCUCCAAGUUCAAAUGUGAAAUGGAUUGAAAAUAUGACUGGACUGACAAGUAAACAGGUAAAAGGAAUAAAUUCAAAAUCUAAAGCAGUUGCGUGGGUAAUACAUAAAUGUUACACUAGAACGAUUGUUGAAAGAAUGACGUUUGCAAAAGAGUUACAGCAUGCAUUAAAAGAACAUGCGCUAGCACUGGAUGUUUAUGGCUGUAAAAUGUCACAAUGUCCAGAGGGAGAUUGUCUAAAAGCUAUAGAGAGAGAUUAUUACUUCUAUUUAGCAUACGAAGAUAGCAUAACAGAAGACUAUGUGACUAGUGAAGUAUUAAAAGGCUAUAAUUAUGGCGCUGUACCAAUUGUAUAUGGCGGUGCUAAUUAUCAUCAUUUUCUACCCGAAGGAUCGUAUAUCAAGGCCCGAUCUGGAAAUAUUGAAAAACUAGCCGCAAUCAUAGACUACAGUAUUCGAAACCCUAGUGUGUACCGACGAUUUUUCCGUUGGAGAAACCACUAUACUAUCCAUAAGGUAGAGAACACAUCAGGUGUUUGUAAGCUUUGUGAAUUUCUUAACGACGAGAAAAGAUAUAAGAUACAAAGUGUUCAUGAGAAUUUCAGAAAAUGGUGGUACACCGGACCCUUAAAAGAGAGGUGUUAUCCAAGAGGCGCUGAGAAAGAGAAUGUUGUGCUAUCGUACAUGAAUAAUACAAAGCAUAUUCUAAUUUUAUCAUCUCGCAAGCCCCUCAAGGACCUGACCAAGCAUAAUUCAAAUUUCAGGCUCAGUGGCGCCCUCUGCACUGGCGUGUGGAGCGUCGAGGACUCUCGAAUAUUCAUUAGGCCGGCUUCAUUAGGUUUUACUAUUCAAUCUUAG
Galleria mellonella (greater wax moth) is the source of this 1440-nucleotide messenger RNA. Its product is annotated as alpha-(1,3)-fucosyltransferase C-like. Gene Ontology annotation, molecular function: alpha-(1->3)-fucosyltransferase activity. Lineage: Eukaryota; Metazoa; Arthropoda; Insecta; Lepidoptera; Pyralidae. The coding region runs from base 1 to 1440 and encodes 479 amino acids. The transcript is spliced from 3 exons. Gene Ontology annotation, cellular component: membrane. The record is from RefSeq and is a predicted model, not a curated record.